AUACUCGGAUGAGCAUUCGUUCUGCAAUGCAGUAGGCUAGCUUCAUAGCCAAGGGAAGAUCACAGAGAAUUUACAAACAAGUCAGUUUCUGAUAAAUACAGCGGUAUCAUGUUGCUUCUUGCUCUCUUUAUCACGACAGCUGUGGCCACCCCCCUGUUGGGGACGGAGCAGUGCGCCCGCGGCCCCCCCUACUGGUGCAAGAAUGUGAAGACUGCCUCCCUCUGCGGUGCUGUGACCCACUGCCAGCAGAACGUGUGGAACAAGCCCCAGAUGAAAUCUGUGCCUUGUGACCUGUGCAAGGAGGUGCUCAUUGUUGUUGAACAGCUACUGAAGGACAAUGCUACAGAGUCUGAGAUCCUGAGCUACAUUGAUAAGGCCUGCACCCUGAUCCCUGAUGAGAGCCUUGCUGAAGAGUGCAAAGAGCUGGUGGACAGCUACUACCCCAUCAUCAUCGGCAUCAUCAAGGGCGAGCUGGAGGAUCCCGCUGUUGCCUGUGGUGCCAUGGGUCUGUGCAACAGCAUGCAGGCCGCCCUGGCCAAAGCCCAGUCCGAGCUCCUGUCCAAUGAGAUCCCCCAGGUGGACCUGUCCCAGAGGGCUGCCCCCUUCCUUUUGAACAUCCCUCAGCUACUCUACCCAGAGGCCCCCAAGCAGGAGGCCCCCAAAAAGGAGAAUGGCGAUGUGUGUGAGGACUGCGUCAAGUUCCUGACCGAUACCCAGGAGCAGGCCAAGAGCAACGCCACUUUUGUCAACGCCCUCAUCGCUCAGCUCGAGAGCCAAUGUGACCUGCUUGGACCAGGCCUGUCUGACAUGUGCAAGCAGUACGUUAGCCAGUAUGCCCCUCUGGUGGUCCAGCAGCUCAUGUCGAUGGAACAGCAACCCCAUGAGAUCUGUGCCCGUGCUGGCUUCUGUGAGUCUGUGGUGAAGUCUGUUCCCAUGGAGACCCUGGUGGCUGCCAAGGUGGUCAAGUCCAUCCCUGCCCUUAAGAUGAUCCCUGCCGUCAAGAUGGUCCCCGCCACUAAAGUGGAGCAGCCCGCUGCAGUCAAGGCUGGCACAAAGAUGGUGCGCGCCCGUGACUCCCCCCAGUGUGCCGUGUGUGAGUUUGUGAUGAAGGAGGUGGAGGACAUGCUGCAGGACCAGCACACUGAGGAGAAAGUGAUUGCCACCAUGGAGAAGGUGUGCUCUGUGCUGCCCAAGACCCUGUCCGCCCAGUGCAAGGACCUGAUUGAGACCUACGGCCAGGCCAUCAUUGACCUGCUGCUGCAGGAGACCGACCCCCAGUCCGUGUGCAUCAUGCUGGGGCUGUGCAAACAGGCUGACCGCCUCUACAUCCCUGUGAUGGACCAGACCCGCUUCGAUAACGGCGGCUUCUGUGACGUGUGCAAAAUGGCCGUGCGCUACAUCGAUGGCAUCCUGGAGCAGAAUGCCACCGAGGCCGAGAUCGAGGAUGCCGUCAGGAAGGUCUGCAACUUCAUGCCCGAGAGUGUCCGCAGUGAGUGUGACCAGCUGGUGGAGCAGUACGAGCCUCUUCUGGUCCAGCUGCUGCUCCAGAUGUUGGACCCCGACUUCGUUUGCAUGAAAGUGGGAGCGUGCCCCGAGGGCCUCAAGCACCUGCUGGGACUGGAGCAGUGCAGCUGGGGACCUGCCUACUGGUGCAAGAACAUGCAGACUGCCACACGCUGUAAUGCGGUGGCUCACUGCAAGCGCCAUGUUUGGAGCUAAAGAGGAGGACCAGCGCCACUGAAACCUGGGAAAUUAAAGGAGAAUUUGUUCUAGUGCUGCUUUCCUGUUUUUAAAAACUAAAACGAUGAUUUUCUUUUUUCCCCCCCCCCUUCCUUCUUUCUUUUUUUUUUUUUUUUUAUCUUAAAAAGGGGAGAUUAGAUUUGAAAUGACCACCACGUAACCAUUUUGGAGCUAACAUAAGCUGAAAACAGGAAGUUUUAAUGAAGGGAUGUCUACACAAGGGGAUGGGGACAGGGCACGUUUCGCUUGGACUGGGUGACUUGAGUUAGUUUCUUUGUGUUUUUAGGUUUUUAUUUCUGUCGCUGUAAUUGCUUCUUGGAUGUGUAAUGAACUAGUGAGACUCGUGCAACACCUUUUUUUUUUUUUUUUUUUUUUUUUUUUUUUGACUGCGCAAAAAACGUCUCCCACAAAUUGCUUAGCCUGGGCUAGGUUAGGGGAACAGGUUGUGCCUUGAUUGCAAAAGGAGGUCUGAGAUCUCGGAAAGCUGAGAUCGUUUGGAUGCCCCAGUAGCCCUGACCCCCCCCCCCCCACCCACACACACACACACACACACACACACCCUGUACCUGUCAAAAUUACACAAAUGGAAGGACCUGCGAGGCCAGUGUUCUGGAUUUAGAUAUCUUUUGUGCUGCUUUUUUUUUUUUUUUUUUUGUCAAGACCAAUCUGGACCCUCCCACCCCACCCCUCAUGAAAUGUGAAAUUGAUCUUUUUGAUUUUUCUGAGCAUUGAUAAAGAAAAGACCGAUUGAUAGGUGGGUUAACUCUGAGGUUUUGUCGUUUAGGGGUGGGCUUUGCACAUGUGAGUUUGUGUUUUAUCUGUGGAUGAAUGGGAAUGUCUGACAUCCCACUUGACUAUUUGGCCACCAAACUGCUCAUUUAAUCUGUAUUUUCUGUACUAGAUGCCGCUUUAGUGCACUCAAUCACUGUUGGCUUCACUUUGUUUGGUCUGAGACAUCUGUAAAGAGAUUUUAAUUGAAUUAAAAAAAACGACUCCAAAUCUA
This is a messenger RNA of Alosa sapidissima (American shad), 2743 nucleotides long. It is a transcript of the gene psap, whose product is annotated as prosaposin. The record is from RefSeq and is a predicted model, not a curated record. The transcript is spliced from 15 exons. The coding region runs from base 109 to 1719 and encodes 536 amino acids. Gene Ontology annotation, biological process: sphingolipid metabolic process. NCBI's taxonomy places the organism in Eukaryota, Metazoa, Chordata, Actinopteri, Clupeiformes, Clupeidae. Gene Ontology annotation, cellular component: lysosome.